AUGGUGCCCGCAACGCUUGUGGUAUUUGCACUUCUUACCGCCGUAUGGGUGGUACGAAAAGCCCGCCAGUACUUUGCACUCAAGGACUUCGGCGGCCACUGGUCGGCGGGCUGGUCGCGGCUGUGGCUGCUGAAGACCCAAAGCAGCGGUGAGAUGAACAAAAGGUUCACCGACAUCAACAGAACAUAUGGAUCCACCGCCCGUAUCGGCCCCGGCAUGCUCAUCACGUCAGACCCAGAUCUCAUGCGUCGUAUGAAUGCAGUCCGCUCUACUUUCACCAGAGGUCCAUGGUACGCAGCACUCAAGCUCCACCCUGAGCGCGACAACAUUACUUCCUACAUCGACGAACGCAAACAUGCCGACAUUCGAGCGCGAAUGGCGCCAGGCUAUUCCGGCAAGGAGAAUCAUCACUUGGAACAAGAAGUCGACGAGAAGCUCUUACAGAUGCACGAGCUCAUCCGCGAAAAGUACCUCAACAGACCAGAAGAAGGCGUUUUCCGCAUCCUCGAUCUUGGAAGAGUAACUUCGUUCUUCACACUCGACGUGAUCUCGAAGAUCGCGUUCGGCGAACCAUUUGGCUUUCUCGAUCAAGACGAGGACCCCUUUGGCUAUCUCGCAAACCUUGCGCAAUUCUUGCCUGCAAUCAUCGUCUUUGGCGUGUACACUGAAUUGACUAAUAUUUUGAAAGUGCCCAUCCUGAAGUCUGCAUUGCCCAAGUCCACGGACAAGCGUGGACUUGGACGGGUUAUGGGCUUUGCCGCAGAGCGUGUUCGAGAGCGCUUCGGCAAUAAGCCUGUCGUGCGUCGCGACAUGCUAGGCUCAUUCAUCAGCAAAGGCCUCACUCAAGGGGAACUGGAGAGCGAGACAUUGACACAGAUCACUGCCGGCUCCGACAGCACUGCUUCCUCUCUACGCUUGACACUACACUUUAUCUCAACAAGUCCACCGAUCCUCGAGAGAGUGCUAGACGAAACGAAGGCCGGCAUCGAAGCCGGCCGCAUUACUCGUCCCAUCAUCAAGGACUCCGAAGCACGACAGCUCCCAUAUCUGCAAGCCUGCAUCAAAGAGGGUCUCAGAAUGUAUCCCCCAGUCACCGGUCUCCUCGCGAAACGAGUACCAGAUGGUGGCGCAAACAUUGAGGUAGACGGCGUGGAGAAGUACGCACCGGGCGGGACACAGAUAGGCUGGAACAGCUGGGGCAUGAUGCGACACGAGAGCAUCUUCGGCCCAGAUGUCGAAAUCUAUAGACCCGAGCGAUGGUUGCCUCGCAACUCGAGCGAGAAGGAGCGCGACCGCAUCGGCAGAAUGACCGAGACGGUGUCGUUGUGCUUUGGCUACGGAAGGUUCGGGUGCCUGGGACAUGGCGUGGCCACGAUGGAAUUGAACAAGGCGAUCAUCGAGACUCUACUACGCUUCAACCUGCAGCCGUGUAGCCUUGCGAAGCCAUUCGACGAGAUGGUCGUUGGAUUCUACGUCCACCAGAACAUGAACUUCGUAGUCUCGGAGCGUAGGGAGAACGCUGGCAUAGAUGGUCUACUCGAUCAUGCUUCGAGUAUGGAUGCUGGUGCGAUAGCUGGCGCCCAAGAAGACUAA
Molecule: messenger RNA, 1593 nt
Organism: Fulvia fulva
Lineage: Eukaryota; Fungi; Ascomycota; Dothideomycetes; Mycosphaerellales; Mycosphaerellaceae
Product: Cytochrome P450 monooxygenase aba1
Exons: 3
Coding region: 1-1593 (530 amino acids)
Molecular function (GO): oxidoreductase activity, acting on paired donors, with incorporation or reduction of molecular oxygen; heme binding; monooxygenase activity
Source: RefSeq, a predicted model, not a curated record